CCAAUACCGUUUGGAAUGUCUGUGACUGUUUUAUCUUUUACCAUUAUAGUGUCUCCAGAAGUUGCUAUAACAGGCCAACUAUUAGAAAACCUGCCUCCCAUUGGAGUGUUCUGGGAUAUUGAAAAUUGUUCUGUUCCCUCUGGCCGUUCAGCUGUGGCGGUGGUACAGAGAAUUCGUGAAAAGUUUUUUAAAGGCCACAGAGAGGCAGAGUUCAUUUGCGUGUGUGACAUUAGUAAGGAGAACAAGGAGGUUAUUGAAGAGCUAAAUAACUGCCAGGUGACAGUUGCACAUAUUAAUGCCACAGUAAAGAAUGCAGCUGAUGACAAACUCAGACAAAGUCUUAGAAGAUUCGCUGAUACACAUUCAGCACCAGCCACUGUGGUCCUUGUAUCAACUGAUGUAAAUUUUGCACUUGAAAUCAGUGAUUUGAGACAUCGCCAUGGUUUCCAUAUAAUCCUGGUGCAUAAAAACCAGGCUUCUGAAGCCCUUUUGCAUCAUGCUCAUGAGCUCAUCAGAUUUGAAGAGUUUAUUUCAGAUUUGCCUCCAAGGUUACCACUGAAAAAACCAACAUGCCAUACUCUACUGUAUGUUUACAACCUGCCAACUAACCGGGACAGCAAAAGUGUUUGCUACAGACUCCGGCGUUUGUCAGAUAACUGUGGGGGGAAAGUAUUGACUAUUUCUGGCAGCAGUGCAAUCCUCCGCUUCUUAAACCAGGAUAGUGCUGAGCGAGCUCAGAAGAGAAUGGAGAAUGAAGAUGUCUUCGGCAAUAGAAUUGUUGUGUCUUUUACACCUAAAAACAAAGAGCUUACGGAAACCAGGAAUGUGAGUGCUACUGGAGCAGAGAAAGUGAAAUCUCCGAAAAAAGUGAACAAGAACACAAAGCUGUGCCUUGUGAACAAAGAGUCGAAUGAUCAGUCUUCCACCACCAAAGUUGUAACGGGAAAAGGCCCGACGGCUUCAAAGAACACAGGUGUUAAGAGCUUACAGGAACUGUGUCGUCUAGAGUCAAAAACUGUGAGAAACUCUGAGAACCGCCAAGGCCAGUUAAAAGAGGAUGUUACUGCCUUGCAAAACAACUCUAAUGCAGCAAACUGUAUACCUGUAGCAACCAAAAAGGCAGGAGAAUGUCUUCAUAAAAACAGUCAAAAGAAAGAUUUAUUUACAGCUAGAAGUGUCAACAAUUCCCCCGUGGAGAAAAAAGAAAAGGAUGAUGUGUUCCAAGUUAGCUACCCAUCUGCUUUUAACAUGCUCGCCACAUCAAGGCAGCUCAGUCCGAUUCUAGUAUCUCAGAGCUGCUGGUCUUCCAGGAGUGUGUCACCAAACAUCUCAAGCAGAUCAUCUCCUCUCAUUUUCAAUGUCAUCAAUCAUACUGGUAAUGUAGAUUGUUUAGAUCCAUAUGCAAAUGGAGUGGAUAUCCAAAUCAGCAAUAUAGAUUACAGAUUGUCCAGGAAAGAUUUGCAACAGACCUUACAAGAAACGUUCUCUAGGCAUGGCAAGGUAAAGACUGUAGAACUCAGUCCUCAUACUGACUAUCAGCUGAAGGCAAUUGUUCAGAUGGAGAAUCUACAAGAAGCAAUCAGCGCUGUCAACAGUCUUCAUAGAUGUAAAAUUGGCAGUAAGAGGAUUCAGGUCUCACUUGCUACAGGCACUACCAAUAAAUCUCUCACAUUAGUUAGUGCAGAAGCAAUGUCUAUCCUUCAGGAUGCUCCAGCUUGUUGUCUGCCUCUUUUCAAGUUCACAGAGAUCUAUGAGAAAAAGUUUGGACACAAAUUAAAUGUAUCAGACUUGUACAGAUUAACUGAUGUUUUAGCAAUCCGUGAUCAAGGCAAUGGUCGUCUUGUGUGCCUCUUGCUUAGUAGCCAAGCUAGGCAGAGUCCCCUGGGGUCUUCACAAUCUCAUGAUGGCUCUUCUGCUAACUGCAGUCCUAUUAUAUUUGAAGAACUGGAAUAUCAUGAACCCAUUUGUAAGCAGCACUGCACAAAUAAAGAAUUCAGUGAACAUGACUUUGAUCCUGACUCCUACAAAGUUCCCUUUGUGAUUUUGUCUCUGAAGGCUUUUGCGCCACAAGUUCAUAGCUUGUUGCAGACCCAUGAGGGGACAGUGCCAUUAUUGAGCUUUCCUGACUGCUACGCCUCAGAAUUUAGCAAUUUGGAAAUGGUACUGGAAGGUCAGGGAGGUGUUCCUCUGGAGCAUCUUAUCACAUGUGUUCCUGGUGUUAAUAUUGUCACUGCACAAAAUGGCAUUAAAGUUGUAAAGUGGAUACAUAACAAGCCACCACCUCCCACUGCAGAGCCUUGGCUUCUGCGCUCAAAAAGUCCUGUAGGUAACCCACAGCUUAUUCAGUUCAGCAGAGAAGUGAUUGAUCUCCUUAAAAAUCAACCUUCAUGUAUCAUGCCAGUCAGUAAAUUCAUCCCAACAUACCAUCAUCAUUUUGCAAAGCAAUGUCGCGUGUCUGACUACGGAUACUCCAAGUUAAUGGAAUUGCUGGAAGCAGUGCCUCACGUGUUGCAGAUUCUUGGGAUAGGUACCAAGCGCUUGUUAACCUUAACACACAGGGCUCAAGUAAAGAGAUUUACUCAAGACUUGCUGAAACUUCUCAAGUCCCAAGCCAGUAAACAAGUUGUUGUAAGGGAGUUCUUACAGGCUUAUCACUGGUGUUUCUCAAAAGACUGGGAUGUAACUGAAUAUGGAGUUUGUGAGUUGGUGGAUCUAAUAUCAGAAAUUCCAGACACAACAAUCUGUUUGUCUCAGCAAGAUAAUGAAAUGGUAAUUUGUAUCCCUAAGAGAGAACGUACCAAGGAGGAAAUUGAAAGAACAAAGCAGUUCUCCAAGGAGGUAGUUGAUUUGCUACGCCAUCAGCCUUAUUUUCGCAUGCCUUUCAAUAAAUUCAUCCCGUCCUACCACCAUCACUUUGGGCGCCAGUGCAAACUUGCCUAUUAUGGAUUUACCAAACUACUUGAACUCUUUGAAGCCAUACCAGAUGUCUUGCAGGUACUGGAAUGUGGAGAAGAGAAGAUGCUUACUCUAACUGAUGUAGAACAGGUGAAAGCUUUAGCUGCCCAGUUUGUUAAGUUGCUCCGAUCUCAGAAGGACAAAUGCCUUAUGAUGGCAGAUGUACUUACAGAAUAUGCUAAAGCGUUUGGCUACUCACUGCGUCUCCAGGACUACGAUGUUGGCUCUGUUCCAGCUCUAAUGCAGAAACUUUGCCAUGUUAUCAAGGUUGUCGAUACAGAACGUGGUAAACAGCUCCAGCUCAUAAAUAAGAAAUCUCUCCGGACUUUGACUGCACAGCUUCUGGUGCUUCUGAUGACCUUGGAUGAAGACACCGGUAUUUCUGUUGAUGAACUUAAGAGACACUAUGAAACCACCCAUGGUGCUCCACUUAACCCUUGUGAAUAUGGCUUCAUGACAUUUACUGAUCUCCUGAUGAAUGUGCCUUAUUUUAUUGAGGUUUUUAUCAAUGGGGAAACAGAAUAUGUAAAGCUUACAAACCUGUAUGUGUUUGCCAAGAAAGUGAGGUCUUUGCUUCAUACAUAUCAUUACCAACAGAUCUUCCUUCAUGAGUUUUCAACAGCCUAUAGCAAAUACACAGGUGAAGUGUUGCAUCCUAAAGCAUAUGGUUACGGUAAUCUUGAAGAACUCCUUGGAGCCAUUCCACUGGUAGUAUGGAUAAAAGGCCAUGGUCAUAAGAGAAUUGUCGUCUUAAAGAAUGACAUGAAAACUCGUUUUAGCUCACCCAGUCUCCCUCUUGCUGAUGAGGAUCUUGGCAACCAGCUUGCUGGCAGUGAGGAACAGGAUGUAGAGCCAGCCACGGCGAGUGUCUCCUUGGAACUGAAACUGGAAACGCCCGAUGCUGUUUCUAAUCAAACUGAGCAAGAACUGCUUUGCCUCACAAAUACAUCACCUGUUGAUCUCUUAUGUGAGCCAGUCCCGUCCUGCCUACCGUCCCCACAGCUGAAGCCAGAUCCCGUUGUUCUUGAAUAUGCAGACCUCAUUCAGUUUGAAGAACAUCCACCAGCUGUUUCUGAAAUUAUGACUUUCCCUGAAGAAAAGGAGAAGGCUGUUGGUCCUUCAGAACUGAGCAACCUCCAGGCAGCAUCUUCCUCUGAAUCCCAGUCAAGCAAAGAAGCCAUGGACAGCCCAGCUAAAAAGCAGCAUAAAAACAGAAUAAAGUUGGCAGCAAAUUUUUCACUUGCACCUGUAACCAAGCUUUAAAUCCUGUUGUGGUGUGAAAAGCUACACAUUGUUAGAUUGCACAGUAAACAAAGCUAUUGGCUACCCUUUAUAUUUUUAAUCACAAAUUUGGAGCUGGGAGGGGUCACUUGUGUUCUCUUUGUCAUGGUUGACUACCUUUCAUGAGGAUUUUGUUCAAUUUACACUGAAUUCAGCUGAGCAAGUAUUUUUAUUUGUACUUCAAGCAUUUGUCAGAAAUAAUGUUUUACCUUUUCAUUGUGUUGAACGUCAGCAAAAAGCAAACGAUAAACCUUGAUUUAGUACAGGAUGGAUGUUAAGUUUCUGAAUAACCUCAUAUAAGUGAUAUAAUCCUUCAUAUACCAUACAGAUCCAUAGGGUAUUUCUUACUUGUUUUUUCAGACUGUAAUCCGUGUGCAAAAGAAUCUAUUGGGAACUUUUAAAAAUGAUUGUAGAUCAGCAUGAAACCUGCAAUAAGGUCUCUGGCAAGGCCAUCAUGGAGAAUGUUUUGUAUGACUUGUAAUUGACACUAGAAGACGACUGUUACAGUUUUUGGUUUAUUGUGGAAUCCCUUUUAAAUGAUUUCUAUAGUAAUGCAGUCCCACUAAUGAAUUUUGUAGGAAGUUGAGGAUAUUUUAAGCUUCCCUUUUAUGAUUGCUCCAAGUUAAUGCUGAUUUGGAUGAAGAAAGUGGUUUUGGUGUCAAGGAUUUUGAAGUGAACUAUGAGAUGCUUUUGUUGCAUCUGCUGAUGUGAUUACUGGCAGUAUUUGAGAUUUCAAAAAUAUGCAUCUAAGUGCAUAAAUUAUGAAUUGCAAUGAUGGGUUAAAGGAGCUUUUUAAGACGGGAAAUAAUGCUGCUACUCCACUUGCACAGAAAUGUGAGCAGUACGUGGAAAUCCCAAGGUUAUGGUGUUUAACCUUGUUUUCUAACUUUUUAAACAUGCAAUAAAUGGGAAGCUUAAUAUGUUGUAUGUUUUUAACUGUGUCUAGUUUUUAUUCUGACAUUUACAUCUGGUGUUCAGUGCUGCUUUUCUGUGUCUAUUUUUCUUCCAGUUCCUAUAGUGGUAUUUUUGUUGGCUUUUAGAGAGGCCAGCCUUGGCUGAGGGAAGCAAGUCAGUGGAGUCCUUUCUACUUUCUUUGGAAAGUUAAAACAUCUUCUAAAGUUUUAUUACCCCUGUUGGGUAAAUUUGGCAUUUACAAUGGGUUGUAUUUGCCAGGCAAAGAUUCUUAUUGCUCAUCAAAAGGAAAGAACCUAUACCAAAGGUUUCCACUGGCCGAAUGGACAUUAGUGGGGGUUUUGCAGCCAUUAUAUUUUGUAAUGUAUGAGAAAGUUUGAAAAGUAGGCUUGGAUUUCAAAACCAGCAACUGGAAAAUGCCACUUGAUGGCUAUAGACAGCUUUUAAAAAUAUUAAAGUGGAUUUUGUUUAAAAAAUGCUUUUAAACAAAACAAGGUAUUAAACACAGCUACGUUAUAGCCAUUGUGAAUCCAGAGAAACACUGGAAGUUUUUCUGAGCUCAUGGCAAGGCACAGCAUGUUUUGUAUUCUUACAUUUCUUCUGCAAACAUGGUUUAUCUGAAUGAAUUUUUAGAACUUUUUUUAACCACUUUCUAAAUGUAUUUGCUGAGACCUUUUUCCAUUUUUGUAUGUAUAAGCUGCAUAACAUAGAGACCUGAUCACCUUGUGUUUGGCAUGCGUGACAGUCGUCAUUUUGAGCUACAGUUGCAAGUCAUCUAAAAUGUACUAGAACCCAGUUUUGAUGGAAACUACAAAAUGAGAUACAGUACUUAUUGGAUACCUAAAGUGCAGGUGUGGUUAUGCCAUUCGUAAAGGGUAAGAAAUCCUUCUGGUUUCAUGCACAUUUUUGACCGAAAUUGCUGUUUGAAAGUUAUUAGAAUGUCACUUGGGAAAUUUUGGGUUUGUUUCAUAGUGUGAGACCAUCUGAAAUCAUUUUUUCUUUUUCUAAAAAGGCUUGAAGGAAUAAUGUGACAGAUUCAAAAAGUGAAUUACGACAAAUGAGAUUCUUUAAUUUAAAUAUUACUUAUUUUUAUUUGUUGGCUGUUUAGGCAAGUAUCACUGAAGCCCUGGACUUCUGCACUCUCCAAAUGGGAUGGGAUGGGAUAGGAGACAACAUUCAUUCCCCCCCCCAAAUUAUCUCCUUCAUUUGGACACAUCUGUGGUUCAAGUGCUGUUUUGUGUGUUGGGACCAAACAGUUGUCAAUAAAAUUUUCAAGUAAGCAUGUAAA
Pogona vitticeps (central bearded dragon) is the source of this 6436-nucleotide messenger RNA. The record is from RefSeq and is a predicted model, not a curated record. Lineage: Eukaryota; Metazoa; Chordata; Lepidosauria; Squamata; Agamidae.